Messenger RNA from Trypanosoma brucei brucei TREU927, 1527 nucleotides. Its product is annotated as variant surface glycoprotein (VSG, atypical), putative. Lineage: Eukaryota; Euglenozoa; Kinetoplastea; Trypanosomatida; Trypanosomatidae. The coding region runs from base 1 to 1527 and encodes 508 amino acids. The transcript has a single exon. The record is from RefSeq and is a predicted model, not a curated record.
AUGGAAAGUCGACCCGAUACCAAAGGAAUGUGCCACGCGACAGUGGCAGCAACUGUUCCAGUAUUAUUCAUGACGCUGAUGAGGUGCGGCAUGGCGCAAACAGUAACGGAACCGUCUUCGGACAAAGUAACAAACCUCUGUACAGAGGCCAAGUAUACGGAAUAUUUGGCGAGUCGAAUCGUAGCGGUAGCAGAGAGGCAGGAGCGCGAAAUAUCCGACAUGCAAAUUUAUUCAGAGGCAUGGAAUCUCCUUGCCGCCAGCACAAACCAAACAGACAAGCGUGCCGCGACAUAUGCCCUUGCUACGUACAUGUCCACCGCGGCGGAAACAGCAAGGCGGGCACACGCUGGAAAAUACAAAGCAGCAGUGGCAACUGCGAAGUUGCUACACAGGAGGUCGGCGCUAACGCGUACGUUGCUAACGAUGAGAAUCCGGGGAAAGACAAUAGUUGGAAUAAGCAAAGAGGCCAACGGCAUAGGAAUAUGCCCUGGUGAAGCAACACCAACAUUAAGCGGCGACAGUAGUUGCGCGCACCGAACCAAUGACAGCAACCAACCAGAAGGUAUUGCUGUGAACUUGAAGGCAGCGACGCACAUAAAAUUGCUAAAUAGCAGUGCACUAAGACCUCGGGGGUUAACCCAUCUAGUUGAGAUAAAAGAAACGAAGUGGCCAGCAAGCAGAGAAGCAUUAGUCGAGAGGUGCGGGGGCUUGUUGGGAGGUGACCAUUAUGUUAAAUUCGAAGCAUCAACCACAGGAGAAGACAGCAAAAUCAUAGUAGAGCCGAUUAAGAUAUUUGAGGGUGACGAUGCGGAGAAAAACUGCGCUGUCGUACAGAAAGAAUCUAUGAAAUCAGAAAAGGACAAUGAUCUACUGAUCAACAAAAUAUGCACCUACAUAACAAUACUCGACCCGCAGAUUAUAACCAUAUCCAGUUUGACGCCUGCCAUGUUAGCAAACACGAGCACAGUCCAAAUGGCGUUCAAAAGCUUCGUUCAUGCAGCAACCGGUAAAGCACCUAGCGACGGCGAAAUCGAGUUGCAACUUAAGAGCCUUUACGGUGGGGACAAGCAAAACUUCACCAGAGACUUCGUAAAAAUUCUGUGGACGAAGAACGUGACAUACCACACGGGCGCAGGAUUCAAAACUGAGACGCUCCUUGAUGCGGUUAGAAACAAAAACGCACAGAGGGCUCUAAUCUAUCUGGAAGAUCAAAGACCAGCAGAGGAGUCAAAACAGACACAAACGGACGAGAGUGAAAUCAACGGCCCGGUCUGCGGAGGUGAGGGCCAAGAGGAGUGCAAAUUGGAUGAAAAGAAAGACCCGGAGAAACCGAACGGAACUCAAAUGCGGAAAUGGCCUAAAGCACUCCAGUGGAUGAUCACACGACAAGGAGGAAAUUGCAAAACAAUACAGCAAGAAGAUUGUAAAGAAGACUGUACAUGGGAUGAGGGAGCUUGUGACGGCGCAGUUGGCAUUUCUGCUUCGAUGAAUAUUUCUCUGUUCAUGGCAUUUUUGCUUCUAGCAUAA